Molecule: messenger RNA, 1884 nt
Organism: Sphaerodactylus townsendi
Lineage: Eukaryota; Metazoa; Chordata; Lepidosauria; Squamata; Sphaerodactylidae
Gene: TIMM8A
Product: translocase of inner mitochondrial membrane 8A
Exons: 2
Coding region: 112-405 (97 amino acids)
Source: RefSeq, a predicted model, not a curated record
UUCCGUGAGCGUGCGCGGUUGGCCGGCCCGGAGAGGCACGUGAAGGUCGCCUCCCUGCCUGCUUCGGUGCUUCUUCUUUCCUUCGCGCGCGCCUCCGGAGCCGGGCUCGGGAUGGACUCUUCGUCCGCCGCGGGCGAAUUGGGAGCGGCUAUCAAUGACCCGCAGCUGCAGCACUUCAUCGAGGUGGAGACGCAGAAGCAGCGCUUUCAGCAACUGGUGCAUCAGAUGACGGAGCUCUGCUGGGAGAAAUGCAUGGACAAACCUGGGCCCAAGCUGGAUAGCCGAGCAGAGACCUGCUUUGUGAACUGUGUGGAACGCUUCAUAGAUACCAGCCAGUUUAUCCUCAACCGGUUGGAGCAGACGCAGAAAUCUAAGUCGGCCUUCUCGGAGAACCUAUCUGACUGAGCCAAGGGCAUUGGCAUCUCCGAUUCCUUAACUAAAGGAGAACACCCCACCAUGUUGUGAGGAGGAAAGAGAAGGGAGAGCAGAGGAAAAGGAACAGUAGUGAAAAGAGGCUGUGCAGAAGAUUGGCCUUCUCAUUUGUGACAGAUUGCAGGGCUUCCUACCACCAUAACCAGCUCCAGUACCCACCUUGUGAACAAAUACAGUCGGACCAGCAAGGCCAUGCACAUCACACAUUUGCUGCCCAUUGUGGGUUUGUGCUGCCCUGUGUUCUUUUAAUAACAGAAGUGACACACUACAGUUGGGUGGCUCUGACAGUGUUGAUUUCCUCAAAGGUUUGGUCAGGGAUGCACAAUCUGUUUAUACUUGAGAAAAAGUCUUGCCUGAAAAAGGGAAGCUUGGGAGGCUUCAGACACGAAUGUGAAUCUUGGGAAAGGCAGGGGUGGAAAUGUGCCUUUUAUAAACGGUACUGCGCUUUAGCCCUAUUCUUUUUAAGCCAGGUGAGAAGCUCACCUGCAACUCCGUGGACCUUUGUGCAUCACAGCUGGGUGCUGCGGUUAAAGGGAAGGUGGGCUUAGCUUGCUGAAGAACGCCAGUAGAACCCUGUUGUCCUUAAUGAGGUGCUUAUUCUCAUCCUCUCUAGAACGGCUAGGAAUACCUGUCCCCCCCUAAAAAUGGCUGUUGGGGGGGAUUGUCAUUUGUUUGGCCAUGUAAGUGCGUCACUUGACAAACACAAGAGUUACUACUGACUUUUCCCACUUACAGCUUUCUCCUGAUCAGUGGAAUAAACAUCAACUGGAUCCAUUGAAAACUGCCUGCAGAGUUGGUGGCAUUCAUUACUUCAACUAGAUUUGGGGGGAUUCAAAUAAAGGGAGAAAUGCUGGGUAGUAGAUCAUGAUUAACUGAAAUACGGUGCAUCUUGUAUGAAGCUGCUGGCAAGUAGUAUCGGGCCACCCAGCUCUCAGUUUCCCUGAGCAGUGGUCCACAAAUUCGUUCAGCACAUACAGUGUCUACCAGCCUUUGCUCCAUGAAUGUCCUCCAGAGUUAUUUGCCAGACAACCUUUUUGCUAGCUUGCCUGCACACACAUAUGCAUCUUAACCAUUUGUGGCCCCCAAAGACACAGCUUGACAAAGUUUCCUUGCCUGCUCAGCUGGAAGGAGAUCUUCAUUACAAGUGAUCAAGUGGAUUGUUACUUAGAGGCUGGACAGCCUUAAAAUGACCAUUCCUGAGAAAAGGAAUUAGCUGGUUAAUAGGAAUGAGUACUGUCUGUGCCCUGGCCUGGACAGCCCAGGCUAGCCUGAUCUUGUCAGAUCUCAGGAGCUAAGCAGCAUCAGCCCUGGUUAAUACUUGGAUGGGAGACCUCCAAGAAACACUCAGAUUGUGCCAAAGAGGCAAGUGCUGGCAAACCAACUCUGCUUGCUUUGAAAAUCCUACUGGCGUCGCCAUAUUUGAUGGCAAAAAUAAAUUCUUCAGCAAAUAAA